AUGAGAUCAACAGCCAUUGUUGAAACCUAUCAAAAUUCCGAUAAAGUGGAUGUUUUCGAUAGGUUUUAUGUGUGUUUUGACAAGCUGAGGAGUAGAUGGAAAUCUAGUUGUAGGCCAAUGCUUGGCCUAGAUGGGACGUUCUUAAAGACUGGUGUGGAAGGAUGCUUGUUUACUGCGCUUGAUCAUGGUCCUAAUAAUCAGAUCUAUCCGGUUAUUUGGGCUGUGGUACAAUCUGAGACUGGAGAGAAUUGGACAUGGUUUAUGAAGUUAAUCAAAACUGACUUGGGUCUUGAAGAUGGCAGCGGUUGCUACAUUCAGCUACUGAGUAAGGACGAAGGAGUUCUAGGCCAAUCACGUGGUGGCACUCAACAGCUGAGGGAAGGAGCCAAUGGAAGGAGCCACUUGAUCCAGGAAGAUAGGAUCAAGGAGGAGAUGUUCAUCCUCAACGGACCAAUCACGUUCAGCCACCCAGCAGCUUGGGGAAUGGACCAAUGGGAAGGUGCCAUUCGACCCAAGUGGAUGGGGAUGGGAGAAGCAGCUCCAGGCGUGCUUCCAUGCCAUUGGUUGCAUGCAGAAGCAAGGUGUCGCGUUCUGAAGCUGUUAUGCAUUCGUGGUGAGGAUCUGGAUGGCUAUGCCAUCAGAUCUAUUUUGUGGAGGUUCUGGUUGGUAAUCUUUCACGCGGGGAAAGCUCUGCUUGAGAGUAAUCUUUCACGUAAGGGAGAGCUCUGCCACAGAACCGGGGGGUGGUGUACUCAAGACAUUCACGCACAACUCCUUUCAUGUGCGAUUGUUAGGAGGUGCCCCAGCCUAUUACAACGGUGUGGGAAGAACUCGGAGAGACGGGAUUGCAGCCUAGGCCGAGUUAAUAUCAUACGACGGUAUGAUCCGACUAACAGUGAGGUUAGGUCGAUGAGUGAGGGCCGGUCAGGUUACUGUGUGUUUCCUGGCGCGGGACUAUUUACUGCUGUGAAAGAUGUGUUGCCAAAUGCAGAGCACAGAAUAUGUGUGAAACAUAUUGUGGAGAAUUUGAAAGGCUUGUUAAAGAUGUUGGUUUGGAAAAUUUCUCGGAGCUGUAACCUAAUAGAUUAUCGUGAUAAUCUCAAGAAGCUGAGAAAGUAUGAUCUUGAUCUAUAUGAAUCUGUGAUGAACGAAGAACCACGAAUUUGGUCAUUGGCGUUUUACAAGCUUGGGAGCUACUGUGAUAAUGUUGAAAACAAUUCAACUGAAUCUUUCAACUCCAACAUUUCAAAGGCAAUAGGUAAAGCUCUCAUACUUGAGACCAUUAAGAGACUAGCAAUGGCUAGGAAUGCAAAGAGGAACAAGAAAUCUGAAAGGUGGAAUGGAAGAUACUCUAAGUAUGUGAAGCUGGUUCUUGCUGAGUUGAAGAAGAAUGCAGAAAAAUGUUCAGUUACUCCAGCCACACAUGGACGCUACGAGGUGGAUCUGUUUGGUCAGAGGCAUUAUGUCAACCUUAAAAACAAGACGUGCACAUGUGUCAAGUGGCAAAUCUCACGAAUCUUGUGUGAGCAUGCAUAUGGAGUUAUCAUAGAUCAAUGUUUUGAUACAGAUGACUAUGGCAAUGAGUGCUUCUCAACAACUAAGUGGAGAGAUUGUUACAGUGAUAACCUCGAACCAAUGAGACGACCAAGCUUUUGGAUAAACCGCAGUUCUUAUAGAUUGGUAACAGCUCCUCCUGAACCUGAAACUCCUGGUAGAAAGAAAAGCAAAAAGAUUAGAAAGCGAGUCAAAGGGAAAUUCGAGUCACCAAAGAAGAAAAAGAAAGUGGUUCAAAAACCUGGCAAGCGAGGUCGAGUUAUGCAUUGCUCAAAGUGUGGUGAAACUGGACACAAUGCAGCAGGAUGUAAGAUACAUCCAAAGAAGAAGAUGAAGAUGAAAGAAGUAGCAAGUGACCAGAUAGCAAUAUUGUUUUUCAUCUUUGUUGUUGGAUUGUGUAUUUAG
Molecule: messenger RNA, 1959 nt
Organism: Microthlaspi erraticum
Lineage: Eukaryota; Viridiplantae; Streptophyta; Magnoliopsida; Brassicales; Brassicaceae
Source: the annotation of a GenBank genome assembly